This is a messenger RNA of Drosophila ananassae, 747 nucleotides long. Its product is annotated as protein Abitram. Gene Ontology annotation, cellular component: dendrite; nucleus; filopodium tip. Bases 1 to 591 code for a protein of 196 amino acids. NCBI's taxonomy places the organism in Eukaryota, Metazoa, Arthropoda, Insecta, Diptera, Drosophilidae. Gene Ontology annotation, biological process: dendrite morphogenesis; regulation of actin filament polymerization; regulation of filopodium assembly. The transcript has a single exon. Gene Ontology annotation, molecular function: actin filament binding; actin monomer binding. The record is from RefSeq and is a predicted model, not a curated record.
AUGACCGCUUCAGUGGAGGACCCCUUGGAGAAGUUCUACUUCGAGCCCGAGGAGCAAACAAUUUGUGGCCAGCCUGUCAGCUCCAUAACAGAUAGCUUCGAUGUAAACUAUCCCAGCGUCGUGGAUCGCUUCUUCACCAGAUACUACUACUUCAAGGGCAAGGUCCCCUACCAAGUACUAUACCACUCGAAUCGCAUAUGUCUUAUUUGCCUGGCUCCUGGCCAUCCUGCUUUUACCCAAGGCAUAUCGUCGGUUAAUUUCGACGUUGGUAACGUAGACAGAAGCCAAAAUGUGGUAAAAGGCAAGGCCAAAAGGGGUGGAAUGAUACUCCAAGCGGAAUCCACUCUAGCCCUGCUCACCACCGAAAACGGAGAAACCUACAAGGUUCCCAGCUGUAUUCGCGGAAAGCUGGUUGAGGUAAACACUGCUUUGGUGGUACAGCCGAAGCUUCUGGAGCAACUUCCCGAAGGAGCUGGUUACUUUGCCAUUCUUCUCCCAAAAAUCGAGAACUGUGAUGCUAUCAAGGCGAGUUUGUUGACUCAGGAGCAGUACGAAGAGCGUUUAAAAAUUAAGGAAGAAGUGGAUACGUGACUCUGGUGCAUCAUUUAGAUAAAUCUAUUUUGGUUGUCAAUUCUAUUAGACUAACUUUUUUCUAAAAAGUACAUUGUUUCUUCUGAACUCAUGGCCAAUAUUGAAUCAGUUUGACAUUUAAUAAUAAAAAGUAUCUUUGAAUUUAAUAUAACAGAA